AUGGAGGAAGCUGGUUCUGCCCCUAAUUAUUCAGGAGAUAUGAAAGACAAGGACCUUCUAGACAGUUUCGAAAAAUGGUUCGAUGAUAAAUGCAAGAAAACAAACCUUGUUCAUUUUUAUUAUGGGAGGGCAGAUAUAGCUACAAAAAAAAUCCAAAAAGGCGAUGGAGUUAUUGUUGCUGUUAUUGAUAAUAUGGAAGAUAUCGAAAAGAAAACAUCGUUUUUGCAUCGUGGCAAAAACGUUCAAGUCAUUUGGAAGUUCUGGAAAGAAGAUUCAGAAGAAGCGUCUUUAGGAAUGGAAGAGGAGCAAAAGCUCCAAGAUCAGCAGAUUGAAAAACUAGAAAAAAUCGAAAAAUUCCUGGAAGAAAAUGCAAAUGAUUUGUUCGAAAAGCAUUCAAACUUAGAGAUGAUCGUGGCUUCGACGUAUCGAAUAAAAAAAGGAAGAAUAGAGAUAACACCUUGCAUCGUUUUAUACUGUUCUUGCAAAGGCAUUGUGCCUAUCAAUGAAUCCAAAUUCCCCACCGAAAUUGAUGAAUUCAAAACAGAUGUUAGAGAGGGUUUCUUUCAUUUGCAUUGGAAUCUCAAUGAAGAUGUCUGUGCUGUUUCUAAAGAUUUACUAAAUCCAUUGAGAAUGGGUGCAAGCAUAGGAACGAAAGAUAAACAGACAGAAGGAACUCUUGGUGGAUUUGUUAGAUCCAAUGACGAAAUUGGGUUUAUAACCUGUGCUCAUGUUUUAUACGACUCAUAUGAAAUGGAGACAGAAAACCUUCCAAGCACUCCAAUAACCGUGGUGCAACCUUCCCAAUUACGAGAAGGAUCGCAGGAAUGUGGUCAAAGUAUACGAUCUGUUUCCUCAUUUUCCAAUGUUAAUGCAGAAAAGAUCACAGUCGACGCAACUCUUGUCAAAUUGACAGAAAGACUUCCACAACAAUUGUUUUUCGCGGACCUAUUAACGGCAAGAUUGAUCAAGUACGGGUUUUCGAGAACUACCUUUCCUCGGUAUAUCGGAGGAACUCCUCUAGACCUUAGGAAGGUCAAAGAUCGGACAGCUCAUCUGUCAAAAAAAUAUCUGAAAUGUGGCACGACUUCUGGACUUACAAUGGGAAGUCUCCGAUUAUUUUCAUUUAGAGGAAGACUCAGAGAUAGCCAAACAAGAAAAGGUACGAGACGUCUUCGAAAUGAAUUCUACGAAAACCAACUAGUAAUGAGGGGUGAAAACUUCUCUGCCCCCGGCGAUUCUGGGUCAUUUGUCUUCCAGGUUCGGGAGGAUUAUAUCGGCAGAUUGGAUUGUGUUGGAAUGAUUGUCGGGGCGUAUAAAGAUAAAGUAGUUGUCACCCCUAUAAUCCCUGUGCUGAAUGCGUUGGGUGCGAGUCUGAUCCCAUUUCCUUAA
Messenger RNA from Saccostrea echinata, 1389 nucleotides. RefSeq lists its product as uncharacterized. NCBI's taxonomy places the organism in Eukaryota, Metazoa, Mollusca, Bivalvia, Ostreida, Ostreidae. Bases 1 to 1389 code for a protein of 462 amino acids. The record is from RefSeq and is a predicted model, not a curated record. The transcript is spliced from 4 exons.